Messenger RNA from Pseudocercospora fijiensis CIRAD86, 3006 nucleotides. RefSeq lists its product as uncharacterized. Gene Ontology annotation, molecular function: RNA helicase activity; RNA binding; ATP binding. The record is from RefSeq and is a predicted model, not a curated record. Gene Ontology annotation, biological process: mRNA splicing, via spliceosome. NCBI's taxonomy places the organism in Eukaryota, Fungi, Ascomycota, Dothideomycetes, Mycosphaerellales, Mycosphaerellaceae. The transcript is spliced from 12 exons. The coding region runs from base 1 to 3006 and encodes 1001 amino acids. Gene Ontology annotation, cellular component: catalytic step 2 spliceosome.
AUGCAUUCUCGUGGGCUGACGCAACCCCGGAUAGCAAACACUUCCUGCAAUGGUUGGUGGCGGAGAAAGAUCCAGAUUCAGAGUCGACUUGACACGCGAGUCAUGCAGCUUAUCUCAAUUACGUCGCGCUGCCGUCUGGUAGAGAUGGACAUCCCUCCACCGCCUCCAAGCGAUGUGCCACCGCCGCCCCCUCCGCCGAGUAGCGACGUUCCACCUCCGCCCCCGCCGGCCGAAGAAGAGCUGAAUCAAGCACCAGUAUCUGGACCGCCUGUGAAGAAGAGAAAGCUUGAAAAGCCAAAAGCUGCGCCUUUGAGUGUCGAAGAACUUCUUGCACGGAAGAAAGCACAAGAUGCUGCUGCAGCAAAACCCAAGUUCCUCUCCAAGAAGGAGCGUGAAAGAAUAGCCAAGGAGAAAGCUGAGCGAGAGGCAGCGCUGGCAAAGCAGGCUGAGGAGGCUGUUGCACAGAAGCCGGAAACACCGAGUAUUUCGAAUGCAGCUCCAACAGCUCCUAAGGGACAGCGUAAUGGAGUGCCACCUCGUGGGCCUCGCGACCGGGAUCGACGAGAGCGGAACGACCUUGAUCUCCGCAACAAGGGCUACGACAUGAAACCUCCUCCGCCACCCAAGGACGUGGCUAUCGUGAAAGGAGGCAAGAGCAAGGCGAAGCAGACCAAUGAGACAGAUGCCGUCGCCCAAUUGAUGAAGGAACGUUAUAUGGGCGCGGAUACGAACACAUCGACCUUCUCAGCAUUGAAAAAGAGGAAGCGAACGACAGAGAAGAAGUUCAACUUCGAAUGGAAUGCUGAAGAGGACACCAGCCCUGAUUAUAAUCCACUCUAUGCGACUCGCUCCGAAAACAACUUCUUUGGACGAGGUCGUCUGGGAGGUUUCGCCGACGACACGACCGAUGCCCAGGCCCGGAAAUAUGCCCAGGCAAUUGCGGAAAGAGAUCCAGAGGCUGGAAAGCAACGUGCGGCAGAGAUAUUAGAGAUGGAACGAAGGCGUCGAGAAGAAGGCGGUCGAAACGGUAUCGACAAGCACUGGAGCGAGAAGAAGUUGGAGAGCAUGCGCGAACGAGAUUGGCGCAUUUUCAAGGAAGAUUUCAACAUUGCUACGAAGGGUGGAUCUAUUCCGAAUCCCAUGCGCCGUUGGGACGAGUCUGGAUUGCCGAAGCGAAUAUUGGAUAUCGUUGAGCAGGUCGGGUACAAGGAACCUUCGCCUAUCCAGCGUGCAGCCAUCCCGAUUGCUCUACAGAAUCGCGACUUGAUCGGUGUCGCUGUGACUGGUUCCGGAAAGACUGCAGCGUUCCUUUUACCGCUGCUUUGUUACAUUUCGGAAUUGCCUGCCCUGAAUGAAGUCACGAAGAACGACGGUCCAUACGCCAUCAUUCUUGCUCCAACUCGUGAGCUUGCACAACAGAUCGAAAUUGAGGCGAAGAAAUUCGCCACGCCCCUCGGCUUCACUUGCGUUUCUCUAGUGGGUGGACAUGCUAUUGAAGAACAGAGCUACAACAUGCGAGACGGUGCUGAGAUCAUCAUUGCAACACCUGGACGUCUGGUCGACUGUAUUGAGCGAAGAGUGCUGGUCCUCUCGCAAUGCUGCUACGUCAUCAUGGACGAAGCAGAUCGCAUGAUAGACAUGGGUUUCGAAGAGCCCGUCAACAAAAUCCUCGAUGCGCUUCCAGUCUCCAACGAAAAGCCCGACACGGACGAAGCAGAAAACGCAUCAGCCAUGUCGAUACAUCUCGGCGGCGAAAGAGGUCGCUACAGACAAACCAUGAUGUACACAGCCACCAUGCCCGCAGCAGUCGAACGCAUCGCCCGCAAAUACCUCCGCCGCCCGGCGCAAGUCACAAUCGGCAACAUCGGCGAAGCCGUCGACACCGUCGAACAACGCGUCGAAUUCAUCCAAGGCGAAGACAAGCGCAAGAAACGCAUCAACGAGAUUUUGAAUUCCGGAGAAUUCCAGCCCCCAAUCAUAAUCUUCGUAAACGUAAAACGCGGCUGCGACGUCGUAGCCCGCGACGUCCAAAAAAUGGGCUUCAGCUCCGUCACCUUACACGGCUCAAAAACCCAAGACCAACGAGAAGCCGCUCUGGCCUCUUUACGCAGCGGCACCACCGACGUCCUCGUCGCAACCGACUUGGCGGGUCGAGGUAUCGAUGUUUCCGAUGUGAGUUUGGUGAUAAAUUUCAACAUGGCGACGAAUAUCGAGUCGUAUACGCACCGCAUCGGACGUACGGGUCGUGCGGGUAAACAAGGUGUUGCGAUUACGUUUUUGGGGAAUGAGGAUGCGGAUGUCAUGUAUGAUCUCAAACAAAUGAUUUCGAAGAGUGCGAUUUCGAGGGUUCCCGAGGAGUUGAGGAAACAUGAGGCUGCGCAGCAGCGGGGGAGGAGGAGGGGGGAGAAUAAGGCUAUCGAGGAUAGUGGAGGGUUUGGGGGGAAAGGUGGGGACUUAUUUUGUCUGUUGUUCGAUAUUGCUGCGCCAUUGCCAGUGCUAUUUUUAGAGAGUGUUGCUAGAGUCUAUACUGACAUGUCCAGCAUUUUGUUGGGCCAAGUACGGAUGUGUUAUGAGCAGAAAUGUAUCCCAACCGCAGCUCAUCUCAUGUUUGCUUUUCUCUCGCAUUGUAGCCCGGCCUCAUUGAGUGUACUCAACACGGAAGGAGAGCGCCAACGCGAACUUAGGAUACUGGGAUCUCUGGGAAGUAUUGGACUGAAUGCCACAUUUAGACAUUCCCCGAGGAGCGCUGUUAGCGUAAUAAUAAGCACCGCGGCUCAGCGUACCAGGUUGGGUACAAGGCAGCUCUACUACAGUACAGCAGCGGAGGUGUCGGGUUGGACAUUAUGCCUCUAUGGGGAUGCCCUACUCCUGAAAGUGGGCGCCGCAAGGCUGUCGUUCUGUUUCCAUGUGGCCAAUACAUGGAUCAAGGUUCACCUGCAAACUGCAAGCAGGCCGUUAUUCCUCGGUUGGGAGGGAGAAAGGGUUUUUUAUGCAGUCUAUCGGUGA